UUGAUAAUGAUCCAUUUUUGAAAGUGUUACACGAGCAAAAUAAAUAAUUUGUUUCAUCAAUCUGCGUCUCAAUUGCCAUCCGAGGUUGUUUAGUGUUUACCGUACCGUGUGCUCUUCUCCCUCUUAUCUCAGAGUUAUCUGUGAUUGCUCUGUGGCCCAAGGAAUCUCUUAUGCUAUGUUAACUCCUUCAUGAUUAGCAACAUUCACGAAUCAUUAACAUAAUAUGGCGGAUACGAAUAGUGUGGAUUACUGGAAGAAUGAAGCGUUAUCAUGGAAAUCUAAGUGCGAAGAAGCCCAGCAGGAACUGGAAGAAUUCAGCAGCAGUAGUCGUGAGUUGGAGCAGGAACUCGAGAAGGAGCUCAAGCAGGCUGAACAGUCCAAUGCCAUUUUACGAUCAGAUUUAAGUCGUCUGCGAGACGAAAGCCGUUCAGCCAAGGAGCUGGAGCAGAGGAAUACGAGGCGCAUCGAGGCCUUGGAGGAGCAGGUGAAGAAUUAUGAAGCUCAGAAAUCCAGCAUGACACAGUACAGAAGGGAGCUCGAGCAGAAGAACGAUGAACUGGAAACUAACUACAGGAACCUGACGGCAUCCUUGGAGGAUCAUGCACGGAAGAUUGAAGCGCUCAUCGAGGAGAAAGCGCUGCUGGAGAACGAGCUCGAACAGUCGCGUGGGCAGAAAUUAGCCGAACAGCGUCUGCGUGAUGAAUUAAAAGAUCUUCGUGAUGAGAUGACAGCCCGUAACCGAUCUGACGAAGCACGACAGGCGGCGCAACGCGAACGACGCCGCACGGUGGAUCAGAAUUUCCAGCAGUCGGACAACGAAAUCAGUCGACUGCAGGCCAUCGCUAGCGGCGGGGACGUCUCGCCCCUCGUCAACGGGCACGACAACAGUGACUUCCUUCAUAAAGCCUGCAAAGAACGAGAAGCCGAAUUAACGAGCGCACUGCGGACACAGUGCGAAUCCAAAUCAAUUGUCCAGAACCUCAUUCGUAAAUUGACGUUUCUGGAGACAAGGACUUCCGCUGUCCAGAAAUCUCCAGCUGCGCGUCCCAACAACGCCACGCCGAAGUGAGACGCCGCUACACCACGGAUGCCUGACGUGUGAACGAGUCAAAUGGGUCUCAUGAUCUCUGUAUUGUUUUUUCGCUGCGCCUAUCGGGGGAUAAUCUGGGUGAUUCCCUGAUUUCCCGGCCAAAUUAUAGCGGUCGUUACUCGUUACUGUCGACGUUGUGCAGUGGCGAUUCUUUGUUUACUUUUGAAUUCUGAUCAGCUCUGUGAAUUUCUGUGUGGCCUGUACAAAGACUCAUUAAGAUGCAUUAGAGACAUGCAUUUACCCUGUGUCUCAUUUUAUUAUAUAUUCCUUUUUCGUUUAUUUACUGGCAUUCUGGGCUACUUAUACGGCGAAACAUGGACGCUGUUUCCGGGAUUAUGUUGAUUGUUGUAACUCGAUUAACGAUAUAACAAUAACAUCGUCUAAAUU
Molecule: messenger RNA, 1477 nt
Organism: Paramacrobiotus metropolitanus
Lineage: Eukaryota; Metazoa; Tardigrada; Eutardigrada; Parachela; Macrobiotidae
Product: nuclear distribution protein nudE-like 1-B
Exons: 8
Coding region: 224-1069 (281 amino acids)
Biological process (GO): cell migration; microtubule nucleation; establishment of mitotic spindle orientation
Cellular component (GO): kinesin complex; centrosome; kinetochore
Molecular function (GO): microtubule binding
Source: RefSeq, a predicted model, not a curated record